GUGCAAACCCAUCUCAAAAAAUACUUCACACAUUUCCCAAUCCGGACCGAGGAUCCAAUGCGAAGGGCGAGCUGGACUCUGCCGUUAUUUCGUUUCGCCAUUCAUCUGCAUUUAUAACCUAAGAUCUGUUUGAUGUAGACGGGAGCUACGUGGACAUUGCAACCAGCUGUUGAUUCAAAAUAGCCACCGGCGCUGUUAAGGAGACGGGCAACAAAGACUCAACAUACACGGGGGACCAGCUGGACUUCUGGACCAAGCGCUGCCGAAGAUUUAUUUUUGCAGCAAAUGUGGUUUUAAAAGAGCCUCUGAUAGUUAGAUGACUCGCCGGGGAACACAUGUUAAGAUGGACUUGCGGUUGAUCCUGAUCUUUGUUCUGCUUGGACUGUUGUCACACACCAGGGCACAACUAGAUGGAAAUGAAUGCACCAAAGCCUCGGCCCAGUCCUGUGGAGAAUGUAUUCAGGCCGGAGAGCGUUGUGUCUGGUGUACAGAUGUGAACUUUCUGAAACAGGGAGAACAGAAAUCCACUCGUUGUGAUGAGUUUGAUUCUCUGAUCAAGAAAGGCUGUUCUCUGGCCAACAUAGAAAACCCUCAUGGAAAUGUUACCAUCAACAAGAACCGACCUGUUACUAACCGUAAAAGAGAAGGUGAAAAAAUAAAUGCCGACCAGAUCACCCAGAUUCAGCCACAGAAACUCACCUUGAACCUGCGAUCAGGGGAAGCUCAGAACUUUACUCUGAAUUUCAAGAGGGCUGAAGAUUAUCCCAUAGAUCUAUACUACCUGAUGGACCUCAGCUACUCUAUGAAAGAUGAUUUAGAGAACGUUAAAAACCUUGGAACUGACCUGAUGAAGGAAAUGCAAGAAAUCACGUCUGACUUCAGGAUCGGCUUUGGCUCCUUUGUUGAGAAAACCGUUAUGCCAUACAUUAGCACUACACCGGCCAAGCUUUUAAACCCCUGUACAUCAGACCAGAACUGCACCAGCCCAUUCAGCUAUAAAAACGUGCUGAGUCUUACCUCUGAGGGAUACAAGUUUAAUAACCUUGUUAGCAUGCAGCAGAUUUCCGGAAACCUGGACUCUCCAGAGGGAGGGUUCGAUGCCAUCAUGCAAGUUGCUGUCUGUGGGAAUCAGAUCGGCUGGAGAAAUGUAACACGUCUGCUUGUAUUUUCCACGGAUGCUGGAUUCCACUUUGCUGGAGAUGGAAAACUGGGUGGCAUCGUACUUCCUAAUGACGGGAAAUGCCAUCUGGAGAAUGACAUGUACACUAUGAGCCACUACUAUGACUAUCCAUCCAUCGCUCAUCUAGUUCAAAAACUAAGUGAAAACAACAUUCAGACCAUUUUUGCAGUAACUGAAGAGUUCCAGCCUGUUUACCAGGAAUUAAAAAACCUCAUUCCAAAGUCUGCUGUGGGAACAUUAUCCUCAAACUCCAGCAAUGUGAUAAGACUCAUUAUCGAUGCAUAUAAUUCUUUGUCCUCUGAGGUCAUUCUGGAGAAUAGUAGGUUGCCUGAGGGCGUGUCCAUCUACUACAUCUCACACUGCAAGAAUGGGGUGAGCGAAAAAGGAGAAAAUGGGAGAAAGUGCUCCAACAUCUCCAUUGGGGAUGAGGUGACGUUUGAAGUAGUGAUCACUACUAAAGGUUGCCCAUCCAAUGGUAAACCAGAGACAAUAAAGAUCAAACCACUGGGCUUCACCGAGGAGGUAGAGAUUGUCCUCAACUUCAUUUGUGAAUGUGAAUGUCACAAAGAGGGAAUCCCAAACAGUCCAGCAUGUCACUUUGGAAAUGGAACCCUGGAGUGUGGAGCAUGCAGGUGCAAUGAGGGACGAAUUGGCGGGAUUUGUGAAUGUAGCAAAGACGAAGUGAGAACAGAAGAUUUGGACGCAAACUGCCGUAUGGAUAACGGUACAGACAUUUGCAGCAAUAAUGGAGACUGUGUCUGUGGAACAUGUGAGUGUAAGAAAAGAGACAACCCCGAGGAGAGAUACAGCGGCAAGUUCUGUGAGUGUGAUAACUUCAACUGCGACCGCUCCAACAACAAGCUCUGUGGAGGUCAUGGUCAAUGUGAGUGCAGAAAGUGUAUCUGUGAUGCCAACUACACAGGCAGUGCGUGUGACUGCUCACUUGACACCUCAACCUGUCUGGCCAGUAACAAACAAAUCUGUAAUGGUCGAGGCACCUGUGAGUGUGGCAUGUGUAAAUGUACAGACUCAAAGUUCCAGGGCUCAACAUGCGAAAUCUGCCCAACCUGCCCCGGAGUUUGUACUGAACACAAGGAGUGUGUUCAGUGCCGAGCAUUUAAUACGGGUGAAAAGAAAGAUACAUGCAAGAAAGACUGUGACUACUUUUCUCUAAAGAAUGUGAAGAAGAAGGAAGAUCUUCCUCAGCCAAAUGACCAGCCCUACAUCAACCACUGCAAAGAGCGUGACGCUAAUGACUGCUGGUUCUUCUUCACAUAUGCUACCAAAAACGACAGCACUGUUGAGGUCCAUGUGGCAGAGGAACUUGAGUGUCCUUCAGGCCCUGACAUCAUCCCAAUUGUAGCGGGUGUGGUUGCAGGAAUUGUUCUAAUUGGUUUAGCUCUGUUGCUCAUCUGGAAGCUGCUCAUGAUUAUUCACGACCGUAGAGAGUUCGCCAAAUUCGAGAAGGAGAAGAUGAAUGCCAAGUGGGACACGGGUGAGAAUCCCAUUUACAAGAGUGCUGUGACCACAGUGGUGAACCCCAAGUAUGAGGGCAAGUAAUGGGCGAAUCUGUCCAUCUCCAACCAACACUGUAUGCAAAACAAUUCAAGAGGAAAAGAAGAGUUUGAAGUUCACUUUUGUAUUUUCUUUUUUGUUUUUAAAUCACCUUUUGGCUGUGCAUUUGCCACUGUUCAGUAUAAUCUAUUAACCUGUGUUUCUAUGCAUCGUUUUGGAACUGUACAGUAUGUAUAAACUAUUUUAAUUUUUUUUUUUUUUAUGCAAUUUUAUUUCAAUUUAAUUUUGGGUGUAUUAGCCAUAGGUCUGUUGUGCCUUGUUUUUCUGAAUGUUAAAACCGAACACGGUGGGCAAAAUGUGGUCAGGUAAAGAUUAAGAAUGCCAUCCACAAAGAAAAGAAACAAUCUCAUGUUAUAAUCUGAAAUUAUUGGACACACCUGCUUCAUUAUACAAAUUACAUUUGACAGUAGUCACUCGAUAAAUCAUGUCGAAUGAAUCACUUUUUUGUCUCCUUGAUGGAACAGGAAGCUUUUAAACCUGUGGAUGGAGCGUCCUGUCACUGGUAUAGUACGUAGCUGUAGCUGACCACUGUUGUUUGAAAACAUGGCGCUGUUGAUGUAGACACAGAUGAUACUCUGUGCUGUCUGCAUAACUCUGGGUGAUUUGACUCCAGUCUAUGAUGUUUAGAUCUGUGUGCUGAGAUGCACUCGCAUUGCCUUUCUUGGGUCUUCAAGUAGGAUGGUUUCAUGACCUAUCUAUAGUGUCAGCGUGUUAUCAUGCACAUUGAUAAUUGUAAUGAAUCGGAAAUGGACAGACCAGUUUUAGGGAUUUUCUAUAUUGUUAAUUACGUCAUGCAAAAAAGGCUUUUUUUUUACAAGCUUCUUUUGUUCACAACCAAUCAGAGCAUUUGGUGUAGUGUUAUAAAAUCAAGUGUUUGAUUUAAAUAUCUUUGACUUGGCAUGUGACCAUUGGAAAGAUUUUGAAAGACAUAAGAGGGACAUUUUCAGCAUUGUGAAUGAAACAAUCAACCGUUGCUUUUUUAUUAUUAAAGACGUAAGUGUACAGGCAUAUGAAAAGAAUUUCAGGUUUUAGAUUCGUUUUAAGAACGAAAGCUCAGGUCCCUAAUUUCUCUCGAUCACUGAUGCCAAAUAUUUACCAUACUGUGCACAAACUAUAUUUUAAUAUGAUACUUCUGUUACUCUCUGUAAAUGGACUUGCUUCAUAUUUGAUUUUUGAUUUUUUUUCCUUUGUCCAAAAAGAGACAGAGUGGUGACUAACUGUUCAGAUUAUUGUUGGUAAAGAUCAGUGUUAUAAGAAGGAUUACUUGUUUUUUCUGUAUUUUUUACUUUUUAUUAUUAUUUUAAAGCUUUUAAUUGCUUAAUCACAUUACACACACUUUGCAAUUUUUUUAAUGUGCCUUUUUUCAUUUGUGCAUCAUGCCCACUGUUGCAACCCUUUUAUUUCUAGGAGUUAUUUAUUAAAAUAAAGAAGCAAAAACACUG
This is a messenger RNA of Xyrauchen texanus (razorback sucker), 4197 nucleotides long. Its product is annotated as integrin beta-1-like. The transcript has 16 exons. Gene Ontology annotation, biological process: integrin-mediated signaling pathway; cell-matrix adhesion; cell migration. The record is from RefSeq and is a predicted model, not a curated record. NCBI's taxonomy places the organism in Eukaryota, Metazoa, Chordata, Actinopteri, Cypriniformes, Catostomidae. Gene Ontology annotation, cellular component: cell surface; integrin complex; focal adhesion. Gene Ontology annotation, molecular function: collagen binding involved in cell-matrix adhesion; laminin binding; integrin binding. Bases 317 to 2740 code for a protein of 807 amino acids.